Pseudomyrmex gracilis is the source of this 2149-nucleotide messenger RNA. RefSeq names its product protein FAM50 homolog. The record is from RefSeq and is a predicted model, not a curated record. Gene Ontology annotation, cellular component: nucleus. The transcript has 5 exons. NCBI's taxonomy places the organism in Eukaryota, Metazoa, Arthropoda, Insecta, Hymenoptera, Formicidae. Gene Ontology annotation, biological process: chromatin organization. Bases 194 to 1306 code for a protein of 370 amino acids.
UUGCUUUCAAUAGACACUACGACAUUUUAUUCGUUUCUUGUUGAAUCAAGAAAAGAUUGUCUGAUAUAUUUAAUAACUGUGCUUUAUUCUUCUAAUUAAGAGUAGGUAGAAAUUGUUUCUAUAUCAGUAAUUGAUAUAGAAGUAUCAAGAAAUUAAUAUUUACUAUUGCGAUUAGUACAUUUCUAUAAAAAAAAUGGCACACUACAAAGGAGCAGCCAGUGAAGCUGGCCGUGCUAUGCAGUUGAUGAAAAAAAGAGAAAUUGCUCAACAAGAAAUAGAACUACGAAAAAAGAAAAUUGAAGAUGACUUGAAGAUACAUAAUAUAGAGAAUAAGUUUGCAACUCAUUAUAAUGCUGUUGAGCAGCAAUUAAAAACUUCUACUAUUGGUUUAGUUACAUUGAAUGAAAUGAAGGCAAAGCAAGAAAAUAUUGUGAAAGAGCGUGAAAGAAAACUUGCUCAAAAAGAACGAGAAAAAGAACAAGAGAAGGAGAGGGCACUGGCAGCAAAACAAGCAGAAAAGAAUAAACAGAAAAGACAAAUUCAGGCCUUAUCUUUUAAUUUAGAUGAAGAUGAAGAUGAAGAUGAAGAUGAAAAUGAAAAUGAAAAUGAAAGUGAAAAUGAAAAUGAAAAUGAUAAUGAAGAUGUAGAUGAAGAGAUUUCUUAUAGCGGAGAAAAAUUUGUGAAAGCACAAGAUGUGCAUUCCAGUGAACCUGUGAUCAAAAAGAUCAAGAAAAAUCCUGAUGUAGAUACAAGUUUUCUGCCAGAUAGAGAAAGAGAAGAAGAAGAAAAUAAACUUAGAGAAGAAUUAAGACAAGAAUGGGCUAGAAAGCAGAAUGCACUAAAGGAAGAAGAAAUUGAAAUCACAUUUAGUUACUGGGAUGGAUCUGGUCAUCGUCGCAGUGUUAUAAUGAAAAAAGGUAAUUCAAUUUAUCAACUUCUUCAAAGAUGUUUGGAAGUUUUAAGGCGCGAAUUUAGCGAACUUAAAACAGUAAUGGCAGAUCAGUUAAUGUAUGUUAAGGAAGAUCUUAUACUGCCACAUCAUUAUACGUUCUAUGAUUUCAUUGUCACUAAGGCACGAGGAAAGAGCGGGCCCUUAUUCACAUUUGAUGUUCAUGAUGAUAUCCGAGUUAUGCAUGACGCCUCUGUUGAAACCGAAGAAUCACAUGCUGGAAAAGUUUUACUUAGGUCAUGGUAUGAGAGGAACAAACAUAUCUUUCCAGCGAGUAGAUGGGAACCUUUUGAUCCAACAAAAAGUUAUGAUAGAUAUACGGUAUCAGAUAAAAACAAAAAAAAAGAUAAAAUGUGAUCAGCAGUUUUCUAAAAUAAUGUUAUGUUUUUUCUUAAUGUAGGAUAGAAAUAUGACACUUGUUUAUAUCGUACAGUAAUAGUUACGAAAAUGACCAAAAAUAAGUUUGUCUACGAAGUUGAUCCAUCGUGAUCGUCUACGCUUGGCAACGCUAACUUGUUUGACAUUUUGUUUUGACUCUAGUCUAUUGAUUCAUUGAUCUUCAUGUUUUUAUAUUUCCUUUAUCUUCAUACCAAUUAUAAGUCAACCUCGCGACUAUUACUGUAGGUGUAUUUAAAAUCUAAGGAUAUCUAACAAAUACUUCAAAAUAUCAAUUUUGUAAUUGUAUUAGUGGAUAUCUUUGUUUCAUUAUGACUGAUUUUUUAUAGUAACGUAAUAUACAUAUGUAUAUGUAUCAAGUCUACCGGAAAGUUCUGUCCGUUUCUAUUACAACAAGUUUCGACACGUAAGCACAUGUUUAUUUGGCGCAUGUGUGCCUCUCUAUUUUCAUCACUUAAUGUAUACAUACUGACGUAGCAAAUUAACUAAAACAAAGUUGAUUCACGUUAGUCUUAUGUGUGAAGCGAUAGUGUACCCAUGGCUACUGAUAAAGUUCAUUUACGCCACUGUAUUUUAUACGAAUUUCAACAAGGAAGAAAUGCUACAGAAGCAUGUAGAAAUUUAUUGAAAGUGUUUGGUGAAGGUACAGUUUCUGAUAGGACAUGCAGAAGAUGGUUCGAAACAGGUGAUUUCGACCUUAGAUAAAACAUUCGAAACAGGUAAUUUCGAUCUUAGAUAAAACAUUUUUCAAAAAUGGGAUAUACAAAUUGCCUUCACGCUGGCAAGAAAUCAUUAAUAUAAUAA